CGCCCUUCUUUUAGCAAACUACAAAUCCACAACUUUCCGCUGCAAAGGAGCUGACGUUGGUGCUGUUUUUUUCCCGCAGAAUGACAAAUUGUAAUAUAUUUUCUGAUCAUAUUUAAUCGUACGCGUAUAGUACCCGCUAGUUUUGAGCUGUAUUGCUUGGUUGUUAUUGUCUAGCGCUCGCGGUAGUCAGGAUUUGAUGCAUAAAGAGCCGAUGUCAUUUGAUGAUGCGGGGCCGAGAGCGGGUGCCUCUCCGGAGGCUGCGGAUUUGCCUCUGCCUCAAGACUCCGCGGGGAAACAUGCCGUGUCAGUUCUCUGGUCCUUCGGAAAGUGCGUCGCUGCCUUACUGCCAGUCUACCUGGCUGGAUAUUUCGGAUUCAGCAUCUUUUUAGUUUUACUCGGUCUUCUGGUUUACACAGGAUGGAAACACGGUCGCGAUGGAAAACAAGCGCGAUUGUUAAGCGCAAUGUAUCUUUUGGAGAAUGAGCAGGAUGUAAUCCCUACACGGGUGUUUCGAAGUAAACGGGACUUACCGGCAUGGGUAAACUUCCCUGACGUGGAAAAGGUUGAAUGGAUUAAUAAGAUAUUGCAGCAGGCCUGGCCGUUUAUUGGACAAUAUCUGGAAAAGCUGCUGGUGGAGACUAUUGCCCCUUCGAUCCGAGCCGCCAGCGCUCAUCUGCAAACUCUCAGCUUCACCAAAGUUGACUUGGGCGACAGGCCUCUGAAGGUAGUUGGGGUGAAGGCCUACACUGAGCAUGAUAAGCGUCAGGUGAUACUGGAUCUUUACAUCAGUUAUGCUGGAGAUGUGGAGAUUAACGUUGAGGUGAAGAAGUACUUCUGUAAAGCUGGAGUGAAAGGCAUUCAGCUCCAUGGAAAAUUGAGGGUGAUCUUGGAACCUCUAAUUGGAGAUGUUCCUCUUGUUGGAGCCGUCACCAUGUUCUUCAUUCGCAGACCUACACUUGACAUCAAUUGGACUGGCCUUACCAAUUUGUUAGACAUACCUGGUUUGAAUGCCAUGUCGGACACUAUGAUAAUGGAUGCUAUCGCCUCUUUCCUGGUUCUCCCCAAUCGUCUAACUGUGCCUUUGGUGGCCAACCUGCACGUAGCACAGCUGCGUUCCCCUCUCCCACGGGGUAUUGUGCGUAUCCACUUGCUGGAGGCAGAAAACCUUGCCGCCAAAGAUAACUUCAUGAAAGGGGUGAUAUCUGGCAAGUCUGAUCCAUAUGCAGUGCUACGGGUGGGAACCCAGACCUUUACUUCUCACCACGUGGACAAUAACCUUAAUCCUCAGUGGAGAGAGAUGUACGAGGUGAUUGUUCAUGAAGUACCUGGUCAGGAGCUAGAGCUGGAAGUGUUUGAUAAAGACCCUGACCAGGAUGACUUUCUUGGGAGAAUGAAGCUGGAUUUAGGUAUUGUAAAGAAAGCAGUUCUAUUAGAUGAGUGGCACACUUUAAAGGACGCAACAUCUGGUCAGGUUCAUCUCAAGCUAGAAUGGCUCUCUCUGCUGCCCUCUGCAGAGCGCCUUAAUGAAGUGCUAGAGAGGAAUAAAAACAUUACGAUAUCUGGUAAGACAGCAGAUCCUCCUUCUGCUGCCAUUUUAACUGUUUAUCUGGACCGGGCACAAGAUCUACCUUUUAAAAAAGGUAACAAGGACCCCAGCCCCAUGGUGCAGGUUUCUGUGCAGGAUACCACCAAAGAGAGCAGGACGGUGUAUGGGACUAAUAAUCCUGUAUGGGAAGAUGCCUUUACGUUUUUCAUUCAGGACCCACGCAAACAAGAUAUUGACGUCCAGGUGAAAGAUGAUGACAGGGCUUUGACUCUGGGUACUCUGUCCAUCCCCAUGUCCCGUUUGCUCUCCAGCGCUGAGCUCUCUAUGGAUCAGUGGUUUCAGCUAGAAAAGUCUGGACCGGCCAGCCGUAUCUACAUCACAGUUAUGCUGAGGGUGUUGUGGCUAAAUGAAGAAGCCAUCCUUACCACACCUGUGUCUCCAUUACCCGGAGAUGGAGAUGUUGAAACAGAAGUAUCUCCAGGGGUAACAAAUGUGACCCCUACUUUAAAACGUCCCGAGCACACUAGUCCAGACAGCAAUUUUGCUUCUGAGGGUGUUCUGCGGAUCCACUUGGUGGAAGCCCAGAGUCUUAUCGCUAAGGACAAUUUAAUGGGUGGCAUGGUAAAGGGAAAGAGUGACCCGUAUGUGAAGAUCCGAGUGGGAGGAAUAGCCUUCAAGAGUCAGGUCAUCAAAGAGAACCUCAACCCCACCUGGAACGAACUUUAUGAGGUGAUCUUGACCCCGCUCCCUGGUCAGGAGGUGGAGUUUGAGCUUUAUGAUAAAGACAUUGACCAGGAUGACUUUCUUGGCAGGGUUAAAGUAAGUCUCAGAGACCUCAUCAGUGCUCAGUUUACUGAUCAGUGGUAUACUCUAAAUGAUGUGAAAUCUGGACGACUUCACCUUGUGUUGGAAUGGGUGCCUAAAGUUUCAGACCCAACCAGACUUGAACAGAUUCUAAGUUACAACUAUCGUCAGUCUUACCUGAAUAAAACGGUUCCCUCUGUUGCACUUCUUUUUGUGUAUAUCGAAAGAGCACAUGGUCUGCCUUUAAAGAAGAGCGGGAAAGAGCCAAUGGUGGGAGUAGAAGUGUCUUUCAAAACCAUAUCCUACCGGACCAAAGUUUUCAAUCGCUCGACUUCUCCACAGUGGGAUGAAGCUUUUCAUUUCUUGAUCCAUAAUCCAACAGAUGACACACUUGUAGUCAAACUCUCUCACAGCUGGGGUCAGGCUCUGGGUUCACUUGUGCUUCCACUGAGAGAGCUGCUGAAUGAGAAGGAUCUGGUGCUGGACCGCUGGUUUAGUCUGGAUGGAGCCAUGCCUGAGAGUCAGAUUCUCUUGAGAGCUGAACUCAAGCUUCUAGACAGCAAGCUGGCACAGUGUAGUGAUGCGGAGGAUGCUAGUCAUGUGAUCCCCAGAGGAGAGGCAGCUGCUGCAGCCAAUCGUGAGCUCCGACACAGAAGUGUGCCCGCCCAAGGAGGUGAGGAUGCCAGUUCAUCCGUGAAUGCCCAGAUGAAGCUCUCUGUUGCCUACUCAUCUGAGGAGAACAGAUUGGUUAUAACCAUCCAUGCCUGCAGGAACUUGGCGUCCUAUUCUAAGGAUCCUCCAGACACUUACAUCUCAUUCAUUCUGCUUCCGGACAAGAACCGGCACACCAAAAGGAAGACCAGUGUUAAGAAGAAAAGCCUAAAACCUGAGUUCAAUGAGAGAUUUGAUUUUGACAUUCCACUUGAAGAAGCUAAGCAGAAACAUCUUGAAGUGUCUGUCAAGAACAGCGUUUCCUUCAUGAGUCGUGAAAAAGAGCUUCUUGGCAAGCUUCAGAUAGACUUGAGUCAGCUGGAUCUCAAGACAGGAGUAUCACAGUGGUUUGACUUGUCAAAUGAAACCAACUGAAUGGCCUUCCCAUGUUGACUUUAUUCGCAGUCGUUUGAAGUGAAGGUCACGAAUGUUUACUUAUUCUGGCACUAGCAGGGGUCGGAGUGUUCCUAAAACAAAGUGUCCUGAGUUUGACGGUGUAAGGACUAAGAUUGUAUCUUGCUGUGCAACUAGCUUUGACCCAAAAUAUAGCCUGCUUGAUUCCCAUCAUAAAGAAUGUUCACACAAGAAGGCUACGAGGAUGCCACCUUGAGUCAGCAUGACCGCUUGUUGGAGAAAUGUUACAUUUUUAAGUAUUUCGUUUUAAUGAGCUCCUGCACUUUAUGGGUCAUUGAGAAUGCAGCAAUGGGAAGUUGGAGCUUCUGUUCAGCUGUGAUUUUUAGUGUUUAUUACGUAUCAUUCCAACAUUUCAACAAAAAAUACUUUUGCAAUUGCUUCGUUCCAUAUCAUGCAUUUCAGAAGAACCAAAUUACAAAAUAUUAGUGUUCAGUAUUUCUUUUUUUUUUUUAAAGAAAAUCUAUGAAGAAGCCCGGAUGAAAGGAACAUUUUUAAUUGUUUCCUCUUUGAAAUCCCAGGCAUGAAAAGCGUUUUGUUUAGUUAUUAUGUGAGGACUUCUUUAUAUCUUUGUUUCACAUAUUUUUGCUUCAUGUUUGUGAGUUGACAAAUCAUUUUACACAUAUCAAAAAAGUUUCAAUCACUGUGCAACGUCUGUACUUGCCCAAAGAUUUUAAAUUUUUUUUUUUUUGCGAAUGUAUGUUUGAACCAAGACGUAUCAUGAAUAUUUCAAUUUAAAGUGCCAAUGAGUCUCUGAGAGACGUUGGUCAAAAAUGUUACAAAAAAUGCUUGAAUUGUGUCUUGCAGUAAAGAUUUAGUUUCUGAUGAGAAAGACGCUUGAAUAAACAGGUGUAGGGAGAAGAAUAAUGUUUUUAUUUUUUACUUUGAAAUGUUGUGCUUCUGCACCCUAUUAUUCUGUUCCUGUAUUGCAGUUUUAAUAAAUAUGCCAUUUGCACUUAAAA
Molecule: messenger RNA, 4434 nt
Organism: Pimephales promelas (fathead minnow)
Lineage: Eukaryota; Metazoa; Chordata; Actinopteri; Cypriniformes; Leuciscidae
Gene: esyt1a
Product: extended synaptotagmin 1a
Biological process (GO): lipid transport
Cellular component (GO): endoplasmic reticulum membrane
Molecular function (GO): phosphatidylcholine binding; phosphatidylethanolamine binding; phosphatidylinositol binding
Source: RefSeq, a predicted model, not a curated record